UGUAUAGUAGGCGUAUGCAGGAAGCACAGAACAAAUAGAAUUGGGAUUGGGAGUGUGAACGUGAGAAGAAAAGCAGUGACAGCAAUGCGUGCCGUGGUUCAGCGCGUGGCCUCUGCAUCCGUCGAGGUCGAAGGCCGCGUCGUAUCGGAGGUUGGCCCCGGCCUUCUCGUCCUUGUCGGAAUCCACGACUCUGAUUCCGAUUCCGACGCCGAUUACAUAUGUCGAAAGGUCUUGAAUAUGAGGCUGUUCCCAAAUGAAAAUACAGGCAAAGCAUGGGACCACAGUGUAAUGCAGAAAAAUUAUCAAGUUCUACUAGUGAGUCAGUUUACCUUGUAUGGAUUCCUGAAGGGUAACAAACCGGAUUUUCACGUUGCAAUGGCGCCACAGAUAGCCAAGCCCUUCUAUGCUUCUUUAGUUGACAGGUUUAGGAAUGCCUAUAACCCUGAUGCAAUCAAGGAUGGUGUAUUUGGAGCGAUGAUGAAGGUAAAUUUGGUUAAUGAUGGACCCGUUACCAUGCAGCUUGAUUCACAAUCACCCAAGAAUACUGUUGAUGCAUCAGAAUCUUGAUCAGUGGUUGAUCUGGCUUGAUGAAAAUGAAUUUGAAUUCUAACCCUUUUUGUCAGCAACACCAAAUGUAAGACGUUAUUUUUAUUGUUCAAUCUAUUUAAAGCUCUUUCACCCCCAAUGUAAUAACCUUACUAUUUUGUAACACUAUUCAGCUCAAAGAAUGCCUAAGUUUGUCCUUGUCCGUUCUGCGAUUUGGAAAUAGAGUUUGAAUCCUACAGGCCACUAAGAUUAAUCUAGUAAUAGGGAUUUAAGUAUAUUAUAUUAAG
This is a messenger RNA of Gastrolobium bilobum, 833 nucleotides long. RefSeq lists its product as uncharacterized. The transcript has 6 exons. Lineage: Eukaryota; Viridiplantae; Streptophyta; Magnoliopsida; Fabales; Fabaceae. The coding region runs from base 85 to 567 and encodes 160 amino acids. Gene Ontology annotation, cellular component: cytoplasm. Gene Ontology annotation, molecular function: D-tyrosyl-tRNA(Tyr) deacylase activity. The record is from RefSeq and is a predicted model, not a curated record. Gene Ontology annotation, biological process: tRNA metabolic process.